AUGGGGGUGUCAGAGUGGUUCUGGCACCAUGAAUUCUGGCUGCCACCUGGAGCUACCUGGGAGGACUUGAAGGAGUCUGCAGACGUCCACUACCCGCAGCCUCAGGACCUGCUGCUCUGCAUCCCUGGUGCUCUGCUGUUGAUCUUUGUCCGGUGCCUCUUUGAAAGAACUGUGGCUCUGCCCUUGGGCAGGGGGUUGGGUGUGAGGGACAAGCGGAGGCCCAAAGUCCAGACCAACGCCACGCUGGAAAGCUUCUACGUUCUGCUGGGCAGAACCCCAAAGGAGGAGGACCUGAUUUCACUGGCCAAGCAAAGUGACCUGCCCAUCAAAGAGGUGCAGACCUGGUUCCGGCACCGGCGGGCCCAGGACCACCCCAGGCUGAGCAAGAAGUUCUGUGAGGUCAGCUGGAGAUUCACAUUCUAUUUUACCUCAUUCUUCUCUGCACUGGCUCUUCUGUAUGAUAAGCCCUGGUUUUGGGACCACACCGUGUGCUGGUUGAAAUUUCCACAACAGCCUCUCCCACCUGCACUGGGCUGGUUCUACCUCCUGGAGCUCUCCUUCUACUGCUCACUCAUGGCCACCCUGCCCUUCGAUGUGAAGAGGAAGGACUUUAAGGAGCAGAUCAUCCACCACAUCACCACCAUCACU
Empidonax traillii (willow flycatcher) is the source of this 648-nucleotide messenger RNA. RefSeq names its product ceramide synthase 4-like. The transcript has 7 exons. Gene Ontology annotation, cellular component: membrane. NCBI's taxonomy places the organism in Eukaryota, Metazoa, Chordata, Aves, Passeriformes, Tyrannidae. The annotation marks the transcript as partial. The record is from RefSeq and is a predicted model, not a curated record. Gene Ontology annotation, molecular function: sphingosine N-acyltransferase activity; DNA binding. Gene Ontology annotation, biological process: ceramide biosynthetic process.